Chiloscyllium plagiosum (whitespotted bambooshark) is the source of this 2241-nucleotide messenger RNA. RefSeq names its product ras homolog family member Ub (gene rhoub). The record is from RefSeq and is a predicted model, not a curated record. Gene Ontology annotation, biological process: small GTPase-mediated signal transduction. Gene Ontology annotation, molecular function: GTP binding; GTPase activity. NCBI's taxonomy places the organism in Eukaryota, Metazoa, Chordata, Chondrichthyes, Orectolobiformes, Hemiscylliidae.
UGGGGGGGGGAGAUGUGUGGUGCAGGUAUGGCUACAUUAAAAAAGUCACCUUCCCCUCCCACCUCACCCCCAGCUUUGCACUUGGCAUCUUGUGCUGUCCCUUUAAGAGGUGGGAGCUGUGUGAGAGGUAUCAGAGCUGCUGAGAUUUGCGUCAGGGCAGGCGGUGACGACUUUAGUGAGAGUUAGAUUUAUAAAACGGAACAGUACAGACAGAGAGAGAGAGUGAGUGAGUGAGUGUGUGAGAGAGAGAGAGAGGAAGAAUUGGGCUAUUGGGGGGGGGCGAUUUAAUCACUUGGCGCCCCCCGCGUCAGUUUCACUGAAAUUGACAAGACGCGGAAAAGUUUUGCCCAAACUUUUCCAAAACUUUUUAUUUUGUUAUUAUUUUUUCCUUAAAUGAUUUUGGUGAUCGCCAAAAGUUUAGAGCUAAACUUCCACGGUUUUUUUUUUAAGCCCUGCCUUGUGCGGGGAGGGGGAGUUUUAUUUUGGUUUUGAAUUUUGAAAAAGGAAAAAUCUCUCCCCCUCUCUCUCUCUCUCUCUCUCGGAGAAAGUGAUGCCUCCCCAGGAUUUACUGGACUAUCGAGUGGGAUUCGCACCCCCGGUUCCCCCGCACAAACCCAAACACAGCAGCCGGACUGCCUGCUCCCAGGAGCGGUUUCUCAAGUGUGUCUUGCUGGGAGAUGGAGCGGUCGGUAAGACGAGCCUGGUCGUUAGUUACACAACCAACGGCUAUCCAACAAAAUAUGUCCCCACUGCCUUUGACGAUUUCUCUGCCGUUGUUCAAGUCGACGGGACCCCUAUCAGACUGCAGCUCUGUGAUACCGCUGGCCAGGAUGAAUUUGACAAGCUUCGCCGCUUCUGCUACCACAAGGCCGAUGUCUUCCUGCUCUGCUUCAGCGUGGUCAGCCCCUCGUCCUUCCAGAACGUGACGGAGAAGUGGAUCCCUGAGAUCCGCCGGCACUGCCCCACGGCGCCCGUGGUCCUGGUGGGCACCCAGUGUGACCUGCGGGGGGACGUGAAGGUCCUGAUCGAGCUGGCCAGGUGCAAGGAGAAGCCGGUGCCCCAGGCCGUGGCCCGGGCACUGUCAGAGAAGGUUGGCGCCGUGGCCUAUGUGGAGUGCUCCUCGCUGACGCAGAAGAACCUGAAGGAGGUCUUCGACAUGGCCAUCGUGAGCGGGCUGCGCCACGCGGACACGCGGGCGAGCAGCGAGCACCGGGUGAAAGCAUUAACCGCCAAGAAAAUGAGGACCUUGUCGAAAUCCUGGUGGCGAAAGUACGUCUGCGUGGUAUGACAACUGUUCAACCCGUGGCUCUCAGUCAUUGGACUUUUCAGGAACGUGUUGGUGGAGGAGGAAUGGGAGAGUAGUGGCAUCUCGCUCUAUAUUUUUCAUCCUAAUGAUAAACCUGAUUUUGAUUUUUGUUGUUUCGGCAAAUUGCUAUCCCUUGCCAAGUUUGAAAGAGAAGACUUUUAUUGUGUGGGUGAGGGGGGGGAUGGAAAAUCUUCAGUAUCCCCCAGGUGGGCUUGACGGGCAAAGCAUUCUGAUCCUUCUUCCCGUUAUCACUUGGAAAUCGGGCUUGUCGCUGAGGGAUUGGAAGGGAAGGUUAGAUCCAGGGUGACGCCCACCACAGUGGAAUUGCCUACAGUGUGGGAACAGAACAUUCAGCCCGUUGGGGUCCGAACCGAUAAGCAUCCCACUCCAUCCCUGCACUGACCCUCCAGAGAUCAGACCCUUACUUCGUAAUCCCCACAUGGUCAGUCCACCCUAACCUGCACAUCUUUGGACCAUGCGAGGAGACCAGAGCACCCAGAGGAAACCCACACAGACACGGUGUAAACUCAACACAGACAGUCGCCCGAGGGUAGGACCGAACCCGGGUCCCUUGCUGCCUGUUUCCCCCACGCCUCGGUCCAUUGCAUUCCCCAACCUUUCUCCCCCAGUGUGACCUCCAUUUUUGAAGAACUACAAGAGUUGGGGGCUAGUUAGUUAGUUAGCGAGCUAGUUAAUGGAAUAGUUAUUGUAAAUUGGCCCAAACUGGACGGCAACGGUUAAUGCCUUGGAUUUUGCACCCUGAAUGUUUUAGUUCGCAACCCAACUCGGGGUCCCAACACCUCCGACAUUGAAAGCCCUUCCUUAAUCAGUGACUUUGAGAAGGAAUUUGGAGUGUGGUUGGCAGUGGGGGGGGGGGGGGGGGAGUGCAGUGUAACGUGGGAGAUUGGAUUGAGGAUCUUGGCAAAUAUCUAUCU